Molecule: messenger RNA, 1344 nt
Organism: Capsicum annuum
Lineage: Eukaryota; Viridiplantae; Streptophyta; Magnoliopsida; Solanales; Solanaceae
Product: glutathione S-transferase TCHQD
Exons: 4
Coding region: 255-1061 (268 amino acids)
Molecular function (GO): glutathione transferase activity
Source: RefSeq, a predicted model, not a curated record
GAAAGCGAAGAAAAGGCAACUCCAAAACUACUUUUCUCCGUUGUCUCUCUCUCUCUCUUUUUGUCACCCCCCAAAUUCUCUAAAAUCCACUCACAACUUAUUAUCAAAUAAAAGGCACAAGGCAGUUGUAGAUGAAGUUUAGACAUAUCGUGUAUGCAUCGAUCAGUGGCUUUGUUUUGCUAUGACUUGAUUUUCACUAGGGAAGCCUUGGCGUUACGGGUGUAACAUUCUUGGCAUUCUAUGUUGAUAAUACCAUGCAGCUAUAUCAUCAUCCUUUUUCCUUGGACAGCCAGAAGGUGAGACUUACUUUGGAAGAGAAAGGUAUCGAUUACACUUCACAUCAUGUAAACCCUUUAACGGGCAAGAACAUGGAUGCGUUUUUCUUCAAUAUGAAUCCAAGCGCGAAAGUACCUGUAUUCCAGAAUGGUUCUCAUAUCAUAUAUGAUACCAUUGAGAUUAUUCAGUAUAUUGAAAGAAUUGCAGAAAAAGUGUCUUCUGGCGGAAACAAUCUGAACCCUAGCAGCAGAGAAGUUGUCAGAUGGAUGCAUAAAAUACAAGAAUGGGAUGCAAUGUACUUAACCCUUUUCCAUGUCCCUGAGAAGUAUCGGCUAUAUGUUUCUAAAUUCCUGAGACGUGUAAUCAUUGCCCGAAUGGCUGAAUGUCCUGACUUAGCAGGUGCUUACCAUUGUAAGUUACGAGAGGCUUAUGAUAUAGACGACAAGUUGAAGAAUGCUGAGGUUUCGAGACGAAGUGAGAAUCAUUUAGUAAGACUUCUUGAUGAAGUGGAACUCAAACUUGGUGAAACAUCAUAUCUAGCCGGGGAAGAGUUCACUCUAGCUGAUGUAAUGCUCAUCCCUGUUCUAGCGAGAAUAGAACUCUUGAACUUGGAAGAGGAGUACAUAAACAGUCGUCCAAAUAUAGCAGAUUAUUGGGUGUUGGCUAAGCAAAGACCAAGUUAUAAGAAGGUGAUUGGCAAGUACUUUGAUGGAUGGAGAAGACGUAAAACACUGUUGAAAACAUGGUGCUUCAUUCGUAUCAGAAGUAUGCUCCGCAAAUUCUGAGAGUUCAAUGUUGGAGAGCAAAAGCAAUUAUAUAAUGUAAUUUAACCCUUUUCUUUUCUUACUGUUCAGUUUAGUUUCCUUCUUUCUUUUUGCAAGGGAAGGGAGAACUUGCAGUCGCAUAGUGUAAGCAAUAAUUGUUAAGAUGAUCUAAUAUUGUGCUUUUUUUCUGUUUGCACUUUUUUGCAACCCAGAAGGAAAGUCAUUUGCAAUUGUUCAUAUAUAUAUAUGUAAAGUCAAACUUUGGUCAUUGUUGAGACUUGAGAUUAUAGUAAUUCUUUACCAA